AAGUGAUUUGUCGUGUGUGCACGUCUGGAUCUCAAACCAUAGCUGAAAGAGCAUUUUCAUCCGUUUGAUGCGGCCGUGCCUUCGUAGAACAGUCCGUGGAUUCACGUUCUUUCUGCAGGCCUACUUCCGUCAUUUUGUCUAAAUAUUUGAUCAUGGUUAACACUAUUUCCAUGAACAGUUACAGAGCACAUGAUACAAAUUGAAUAUUUUUAACAUUCGAAAUUGCACUGGAACGAUCAUAUCGCAAGGAUAGCGUGUUGCUGUGACUUGUCAUGAACGAGCCAGAGAGUGGAGUGGUCUCGUUCGACGAGUAUGUUAGGCAGAAGGCCCGCAGUGUGCCCCAGCAUCGGAUGAAGGAGUUCUUGGAGUCUUUGGCCAAUAAGGGCCCAGAAGUGCUCCAGGAAUUUAGCCAGCAGAGCAAUGCAGCCACUACCACCACCAUGGUGUAUCAACAGAGUGGCAACUGUGUCUACACCGACAGCACCGAGGUGGCCGGAUCACUCCUGGAGCUAGCAUGUCCAGUUCAGGUGACCUCGGCUCAAAUGUCACCCCAGACAUCUGAGCAGCAAAUUCAAGUGCAAGUGCAGAUACAGGGACAGCAGGGACAGGCUGUUGGUCAACUGCUCCAGGUGGCUUCCCCUUCACAGCAGGACAUACAGGGCAUCUCCACCGCCGCACAGCUCGUCCAGCAGGGAGAGCUAACUGAAGAACAGCACCAGCAGAUUCAGGCUCAGUUGGUUGCAGCAGUAGGCCAGCAGAUUCAACUUCAAGGAGGCCAACAGAUUCAACAGAUUCAGUUACAAGGAGGCCAACAGAUUCAUCUUCAAGGAGGCCAACAGAUUCAUCUUCAAGGAGGCCAACAGAUUCAGCUUCAAGGAGGACAACAGAUUCAGCUUCAAGGAGGGCAACAGAUUCAGCAGAUUCAGUUACAAGGAGGCCAACAGAUUCAGCUUCAAGGAGGUCAGCAUAUUCAGCUUCAGGGAGGCCAACAGAUUCAACAGAUCCAGCUCCAAGGAGGCCAACAGAUUCAGCUACAGAGCGGCCAACAGAUUCAGCUACAAGGCCAACAGAUUCAGCUUCAGGGUGGUCAGCAGAUCCAACAGAUCCAGCUUCCAGGUGGUCAGCAGAUCCAGAUCCAGACUGUGGAGGCCAUGUCUCCAUCCCAGCAGCAGGGCUCUCCCCGGGAGGCCGAGAGGAGGGCCGGCGCCUCCCCCACUGUCCUCCAGCCAGCCAAGAAGCGCAAGGUGGACGUCCCCAUCGCGGUGUCGUACGCUCUUCCCCAGGGACAGCAGGUGGCAACCGUCCUGGCCAUCCCUCAGGGGCAGCAGCAAAGCUAUGUCUCCCUCCGUCCUGACCUGUUGACUGUGGACAGCACACACCUGUACAGCACUACGGGCACCAUCACUGGGCCCGCAGGGGAAACCUGGACAAUCCCUGUUUACUCCACCCCCCAGCAGCAGGGCGUGGCCCACAUCGCCAUUCCGCAGGAAGCUUAUAACACCGUCCAAGUGGCGGCCGGCCAAGACAAAGACAAGAUGGCCGCCGUCUCGUCGGCAGGGUCGGUGGCGGUGCAUUCGGGGGGGGCGGUGACGUCGGGGAUGCAGGAGGAGGUGGUCCAGACGCUGUUCCCGGCGCAGUUCAUGAACGGGAACCUCCACAUCCCAGUGGCGGUGCAGACGGUGGGCGGGGCCUACAACACCACCCAGUCGCUGCACAUCUGGGACCCUCAGCAGCAGCACGGCCAGGGAGGAGAGGAGCAACAGCUACACCUGCAGGCCGAGGCGGAUGGACAAACGGAGGCGUCCACUGAGCUGCUGCUUCCUGUCUCGCUGAAGCCGGAGGAGGGCCUGGAGGUGUGGAGGCUCUGGGUCCAGCGCAAAAAUGCAGAGCUGGAGAAAGAGGAGAAGCAGAAGCUUGCGCCCAUUGGACGUCGUCAGCCCAUGCGUUUCCAGGAGGACCUGGUAUCAAGUGCAGUGGCUGAGCUCAACGUGGGGCUGGCCCUGAUGACCCAGGAGGCCCGAGGGCUGGAGGGAGAGCAGUUUGAGCCGGAUGCUCUCUACUACGUGUUCCUCUGUAUACAGAAGUAUCUCUUUGAAAAUGGACGAGUGGAUGACAUUUUCUCCGAUCAGUACUACACACGUUUCUCCCAGUGGUUACACAAAAUCCUGGAUGACUGGAGACCAACUGUCCACCCGUUGGGCUACUUCAUCCCCAGUCAUGUGACCGAGGAGAUGUUGUGGGAAUGCAAACAGCUGGGCGCCCAUUCACCAGCCACACUGCUCACCACGCUCAUGUACUUCAACACUAAGUAUUUCCACCUGACGACAGUGGAGCAGCACAUGAAGGUGGCGUUCUCCAAGGUCCUGAGGCACACCAAGAAGAACCCCUCCAACCCCAAGGACAAGAGCACCAGCAUACGCUUCCUGAAAGGAGUGGGGCCUCACCAGAUCGGCCAGAAAGUGACGGACGACAUGUACGAAGAGCAGGGGGAGGAUCCUGAGAACCCACUGCGGUGUCCCAUCAAACUCUACGACUUCUACCUAUUCAAGUGUCCCCAGAGUGCGAAAGGGCGCAACGACGCCUACUACUUAACGCCGGAGCCUGUUGUGGCCCCCAACAGUCCUAUAUGGUACUCAACUCAGCCAAUCACGAGCCAGCAAGUGGAGCAAAUGCUCACACGCAUCAUCAUGGUGCGGGAGAUCCAGGAAGCCGUAGCGCAGGGGAUCAUUCACUGAGACUUACCGGCCUUCCGCUCUCGUCUCUCUCUUUCACACAGUCCUGGCUGUGGCUUCCCUUCUCACUCCUGGAGCCUCAGCAACUCUUAAGGAACUCUAAAGUGGUCUUUAACUCUAUCCCCAAACGGUCUCAGUUUACAUCUACGGACGUGAGCGACACUGUUUACAAGAGUUGAUUUCAUGGCCUUUUUAAAGAAAAGAAAAAAAACAGACGAAAAGAGAGAGAAAAGAACAUAUUCCUCAGUUUUGUUUAUCUUAAUCAUGACUGUUAAAAUGAUUGUCACCCUCAUGCCUGAUGCGGACCGACUGACUGAUAAGUUUGUUCUUCAUGCGUGAGGACACUCAUCACCUAAGCUCUUUGCUUCACGCUGUUUUAAACGACAAAGAGCAGGAGAGAGUUGAUCCAUGCGGUUACUCAUAACUCAGAGAUCAUUAUAAACUUUCUGCGUCACCUGACAUUAGAGGGUUAAACGCCCCAACUAACUCAGUCUAAUGUAUAAAUAUUGUGCGAAUAUAUGGACAUUUCUCCUUUAAGUCCCCCCCAACCUCCUCUCAAGUCCUGGACCCGCGACGGCUAUUGGGUUCCCCAGAGCACGAUGGAUCACGCCUGAACACAGGAUCUCAACAGACAGGACCCCUCUGCUCAAUGUUUUGUUGUUUUUUUUUAUAUUGCAUUUACGAUCUCCUGUAUUGAUAUUAUAAGACUGACGGAGGCUCGAGCCUUUGUUUUCAAACAUG
Molecule: messenger RNA, 3473 nt
Organism: Hypomesus transpacificus
Lineage: Eukaryota; Metazoa; Chordata; Actinopteri; Osmeriformes; Osmeridae
Product: transcriptional regulator QRICH1-like
Exons: 13
Coding region: 273-2735 (820 amino acids)
Source: RefSeq, a predicted model, not a curated record